AUGCCUGGGUAUUUGUUAAUAUUGUUGUUGUCGUUGAUACAUAUCUAUACUGUCAAUUCGACAACGGAUGUAGCUUCCAACUACUUUUCAAACCUUUCUUCCGCGGAAAAGGCAACCUUCCUCAACUGGCUCGAUGCCAAGUUUGGUACUUCAGUUUCGCAGCACUCCUUUCUAACAUCCUCAUCAAAUGCAGAUAAUGGCGCCGCCGUUUUUUGGGAAAUCAACGGGGACGAGAUCGAAUUUGCCAUUGUCGUACGAGCAUCAGGAUGGGUCGCUCUGGGUAUUUCGGAAGCUGGAGGAAUGUUCGGAUCGGAUGUUGUUUACUACGAAUCAUCCAAUCCCAACACGGUUGUCGACUCUCAUAUCAUGGACAGCCGAGCAGCCCCAUUGGUGGAUGACUGCCAAAACUGGAGUUUCCUGUCUACAACUAUUGAACAAGGAUGGUUAAUAUUGGAGGUAAGGCGACCACUCGAUACUGGAGAUUUCCAAGAUCAUGUCCUUCGCAAUGACGAAGAGUUGUGGAUGGCGCCGACUCGGUUGAUUGCUGCCUGGGGAGAUGACAAUAGCCUUGGAUAUCAUGGCCUCAACACUGCACGAAACUCAGUGCGACUAUUUUCCAAGAAUUCUGGCAGUACCAGUAGUGCAUUGCAGGCUUCUUUGGAUAGCAAGUCCGAUGGCUCCUUUGUUGUCACUGAAUCCAGCUAUCAAAUUCCGACCAGGGACACGACCUACCAUGAGCUUUGUAUGACGUAUUCGGACAUUCAACAAGAAAUCGGCACUGCGACAGUUCCUCUGACACUUAUAGGAGCCAUUCCCAUCAUCACGGAAGAAACAAGAGCAUUUGUUCAUCACUUUACAGUCUACAUUCAACCAAGCUGCCAGAAUGACUUGCAAGCUAGGUCCAUGAUAUAUGUUUGGGGUCCAGGUCAUGAGGGCAUGUCACUUCCAGAUAAUGUUGGCUUUCCUUUGUUUGAGGCAGACGACAAACAAGCUAUUUGGAUACAGAUACAUUACAACAAUCAUUCAGGCGUCUCGGGCAUGAGGGAUUCCAGCGGGGUCAGAUUCUACUAUACAGAAACAGCAAGGGCAGAAGAAGCAGGAAUGCUGGAGCUAGGAGAUCCACUUGUCCGGCUAUAUGGUCAAUCCAUUAGCAAUGGUCUAUCAAAGUAUGAAUUCACUUGUCCCGGAUCAUGCUCGGGUCUCUUUUUGGCGCAACGCCAAGUCACUGUCAUUGCUGAAUUCCUCCAUAUGCAUCAAACUGGAGUGCGAAUGACUAACGAAGUGAUUCGCCAAAACGAGGUGGUACACAAUGCCAAAGUCGAUGUCUUUGACUUUGAAGAGCAGGGAGGUUUCCGAGUACCACAGGACCCUUUUACUGUAACUCCUGGUGAUACCUUUCGAACUUCGUGUUACUAUCGGGAUGGAGGAGCAUUUGGACUGUCUUCGCAGGAGGAAAUGUGCAUUGCGUACCUAUUAUACUAUCCAGCCAUUUCAAAUUUUGGAUUCAAUUGGGGGUGUCCGUAUGGGGCUGGUACUCCCAUCUGCGCUCAAGAGCUUGAGAACGAGGACUUGGCUGGAGAGAUUGACUUGAAUCGCGUAUUUGGGUCAUCGGGCGGUGUUUGCCCAGCAGCAUCCCCCGCUCCGUCUGCACAAGCAACCGACAAUCCGACAUUUGAUCCAACCUUAUCACCAACGGAAACGAACGACGAGUCAACUUCUCCAACAUUAUCACCAACUCAAAUGCCAGUUUCAGGAUCUCCACCACCACCGACGAGUCGUCCAAUAGACGUUCAAGAGUCUUCGCCUCCAACGAACAGAAAGGACGAAUCAGCUUCUCCAACAGUUUCACCAACUCAGAUGCCGUUUUCAGAUGAUGCCCCAACUCUAUCAUCUCCCGAACCACCCACCAAUGUCGUCGAUUCAGCUACGCAGACUCCAGGGCUGGGAAUGCUCCUUUGGAUUGGAGUAUUGUGCACUGCUCUAGCUCUGGUUUAG
Cylindrotheca closterium is the source of this 1995-nucleotide messenger RNA. NCBI's taxonomy places the organism in Eukaryota, Bacillariophyta, Bacillariophyceae, Bacillariales, Bacillariaceae. The record is from the annotation of a GenBank genome assembly.